CUGUUUAGGUGGCUGCACGACUGAGCAGGCCGGCCACAGCGUUGUCCCGAGUUUAUUAUCGCUGAGGCGCUGUGGGAAAGCCAACAACUUGUUAUCUCUGCACUCUUGAGUACACAACGCGUCUGCACCAUCUACCCAAGCCAUGUCAGCCAACGGUGCCGCCUCUAACGGUGCAACAGGUUCAGGCUCGCGAUCUCGCCCACAAGCAAGAAGGAAGCCAAACGACGAUGCAGCGUACACUGGCCCGUCCUCCACAGGCGCUAAGAGGCAUGCAACAGACAGAGCAGAGGGAGAACCGCGCGUGAAAAGGAAACGCUUAGACCCGGCCUCAGCAGCUGCGAGGCGGGCAGAGAAAGCGGAAGCGGACGAGGAGGACGAGAAAUCGAUUGUCGACUUCAAUAAACUGCCCACCGCGACCUUGCAUCGAUACCUCUCUCAUUUUAACCUCACUCCGUUCAUAUAUCCAUCACAGUUGACGUCAACUCCCCCACCCGCACCAUCCAUCUUGCUGGACCCGACGCGCCAGACUUCGCGUGGCUUGAGUCCCCUAGCCAUCACCACCUCUGCAAGCCGACCGAGGAGAGACCCAAAGAAUCAGAGCCGACGGCGCAGUUCGCGUCUGCUUGAAGAAAGCGAGCCUCGCGUACCGAUUCUCGCAGACGUUGCAGAUGUCCACUCUGUCCUCGCCACUCUGGUAGAUAAGCACUUUCAGGAGUACGUUGCGAACGAGAUCGAUACCCUUGCCUCCUUCAUGGUCAAAACCAAGAAAUGUGAUAAUAAUCUGUACGUCUCUCAUGUAUAGCACAUCGCUUGCCGCUUGUCGUCAAAACGUGUAUUGUGCAAUUCACGAACUAGUUCAUUCAUAGAUAUUAUCUUGUCUCACAGUAACUGCCACUUGACCACAGAAUUAUAUAAGCCAUAAUACACUCUCAGCGUGGUUGUGAUG
Molecule: messenger RNA, 946 nt
Organism: Pisolithus orientalis
Lineage: Eukaryota; Fungi; Basidiomycota; Agaricomycetes; Boletales; Pisolithaceae
Exons: 2
Coding region: 143-802 (219 amino acids)
Source: RefSeq, a predicted model, not a curated record